This is a messenger RNA of Saprolegnia diclina VS20, 1477 nucleotides long. RefSeq lists its product as hypothetical. Bases 9 to 683 code for a protein of 224 amino acids. The transcript is spliced from 6 exons. The record is from RefSeq and is a predicted model, not a curated record. NCBI's taxonomy places the organism in Eukaryota, Oomycota, Saprolegniomycetes, Saprolegniales, Saprolegniaceae.
GAACAAGUAUGUCGGGUCCGUGGGAGCCGAGCGCGUCGCUGCGGCAGGACGUCGACAAGAACCUCGUGCGCGUCCGGAGCAACCUCGAGGCGCAUGCAGUUGCUAUCCGCUGGGGCCUCGCCGCCGCCAUGGCGGGCGUCGCUUGUCUUCGCGUCCGGUCGAGCCCUGCGUGGGCGCGUUAUGCGAGUAUUGAGGCGUUUCCGCUCUACAAGUCGGUGGUUGUUCGCGUCGUCGGUCCGCCAAGCGCGACGACACCGCCCGAGCUCCGCGUUGUCCAGUACCCGUUCCUGCGGCGUCUCUUGGGACGACCGAGAGACCUCCUCAGCUGCCCCCACGACACGGACGUGCUGACGAUCCGACCCUUUGGCGUCCCCCUGCAGCGCAACCCGCGCCUGCUCGACAAGCUCAUUGCAGACCAAGGAUUCCUUACAAUCGAAAUGACGCUGCAGUACCAAGCGCCCGGUGGGCCGACGCGCCGCCGAGGCACGACGGUCGGCCUCUGCACCAUCGACCUGCCGCAGACGUCGUCGCAAUCCAAGGUCGUCUUGAGCGGGUUUUGCCACUUUGAGCUCGAGGCCAGCCACACCAUCCGCCCGUCGUCCCCAAAUAGAGUCGCUACGCCGACCGACAACCACUCCCGGCGCCAAGAACGAUCCGCGGAAGUGGCGCCACCCGUGCUAUAAACUGUGUAAUACGUUAGUUCCGACUCGUUCGAAAAGACGCGGUUGCUGCUGACGGCGGCCGCACGCUGCUGUGCCGACUUCGUCAUCGUCGCCCGCCUGUUUAUGCCCGUGCACGCUUGCAGGAACGUGCCGCGCUUGCAGGAACGUGCCGCGCUUGCGUGAUCACGUCAAGCAGGUUAUCCUGCUGCGUCAACAGCGAGUCGCAUCCACUCGCCCUGUCUAGCUUGCCAUGAAAUAGAGUGCACGCUCACACCAUUUCCGUUUCUCAACGCGCUCGAGGCUGCAGGCUCCUGCAGGGCCUGUGUCGACAGUGGAAGACGCAUGGCUGCGUCGCCUGCAAAGUCGAGUUGUCGAGGCCGCGCACGCCUGCGACGCUGAAUGACGCGUCGUCAGACCACGGUGUGUGCGGUGUCGCUUCGGACCGUCAACGCCACGAUUGCUAUUGCGCUCAUUGCGACCGCUCAUUGGUCUGCGUAGCAUCGGCGUCGGCGUCGGACAAUAAUGUCGUCGACUGCGCUUGUCGCUGUCGUGUCGUCGUCAUGACGCACUCCGCGCGACGCAUGACGUCACGGUGCCGUCGCCGCGGUCGGCCGUCUUGUACUCGGCAUCGACUACUAACGUGCAGCCAUGAUAGGCCAUCGUCGCUAAACAAGCAUUGCUACGAUGUCUUGAAGCUUGCUUUGCACGCCCAGUGCCUCUUCUUCCUUCUCAGAUCGCGAGAUCUUAGUCGACGUCCACGGCGCGCUUCUCGACCCGAAAUCGUGUACGGAUUAUGUCAUGGAAAUAGUGUACGU